Molecule: messenger RNA, 1158 nt
Organism: Fulmarus glacialis (Northern fulmar)
Lineage: Eukaryota; Metazoa; Chordata; Aves; Procellariiformes; Procellariidae
Product: mucin-13-like
Exons: 12
Coding region: 1-1158 (385 amino acids)
Source: RefSeq, a predicted model, not a curated record
AUGAGACGCUGUGUAUUCCUCGUUGUGUUGCUCUGCCUGUUGAGCCUUUUGCAAGAAAACAGCACUACAACAACUCCUGCCCCAACAACGAUGACAAUCCCAACAAGUACAGACUUGUGCGACCCAGACCCUUGUGGAACAAAUUUGGCUGAAUGUAUUGCUUUACAUAGCAUUUUUACCUGCCAGUGCCGAUAUGGAUUCUACUAUAGCAAUGAAGAUUGUCACAGAGGGAAAAUAUUUCCAGGGGUCAUCACACUGAAAGAAUUUUACAGUGUUCAAACUGUAAAUUCCGUGCAGUAUGAAGAGUUGUUCCAAAAUGUAACAAUGUUUUUUAAGGGUGCCUUCAGCAAUUUAACAGGCUUUGGACAGACUGUCAUUGUGGAAAUUCAAUCUCUAAAAGAGGGCAGAGCUUCUCUUCCAGUGAAUGUAACAGUGACAAACCUGUUUAUGGAGAACUCAACUGUAAACAACGUGACAGUUAGUUCUGCAAUAAGUAAUGCAGCAGAAAAUUCAUCCUAUGUCUCUCAGUACAGAGGUACAACCUAUUGUGCUGCUUUUAAUUGUGAUGCCAAAACCACAGACUGCAAAGAAAAUAUGUUUCCAAAAUGCAUAUGCAAAAGUGGUUUCUCAAAGACAGAAUGGGAUGAUCGUUCUUGUUCAGAUUGCAGUCAAGACUGUUCUGCAGAAGAAAACAAGUACUGUGUAAAUGAAAGAGGAAUUCCAACAUGCAAAUGCAUGCCUAACUUUGAAAGGAAGGAUGAAAAAUGUGUAUCUUGUCCAGUGGGCUACUCUGGAGAGAACUGCAAGAACAAUAGUGAACUCAUCCUUAUAAUAGUGGGUACAGUGUCUGGAGCAAUUAUCCUGAGUUUAGUGACAGCAGUCUCUAUUGUUUCAGUAAGAGCCAAACACAAACAACAUCCAGAGAAGAAGAGCCUGAUAAAGCCAAGAUAUGACAACUCAGGUAUCUCUGAUGAUAGACAGACCACGAUGUUCCCCAGAGUCCAGACCACUUCUGGCCAUGCGAACCCAGGAUAUCAGCCAAACAACCCAUAUGAGAUGCAUUCCUCAAAUAGAGGUCGUUUUCUGCAGAGGGAUUAUGAUGAUUUGUACGAAAUAUCACGGGAGCCUGAGAACUUUAGGAUGCAGAGCAGAUACUAA